This is a messenger RNA of Penicillium cataractarum, 207 nucleotides long. RefSeq lists its product as uncharacterized. The transcript has a single exon. The record is from RefSeq and is a predicted model, not a curated record. The coding region runs from base 1 to 207 and encodes 68 amino acids. NCBI's taxonomy places the organism in Eukaryota, Fungi, Ascomycota, Eurotiomycetes, Eurotiales, Aspergillaceae.
AUGAGCACCUGGACCGUAUCGCGCCGUGCCAUUGCGCGGUUUCAGGCCACACUCGACGCAGAAGCGCUUGUUACUGUCCCGGCCUUCUCGGCUGCGGCGUCGGCGCAACAUGCUCUCGCCAAAUUGACUGGCCGGGCGCAGCCGGAGGCAAUAGCGACAUGCAUAGACAUCGCGCAGGCGGGCCCAGUCCGUGGAUUCAAUCAAUAG